AUGAAGCGUAAAUCUUUGCUCCGACCAUUAAGAGACAAAUCUUUACUUAAUCCACAAGGUACUGAGGCGUGUAGCUUACAAGGGUCUUUUUCUUCAUUAUUACUUUACUUAAUCCAUUCAUUUGGCCUGAAUAUCUUUCAGCUUUCUAUUUGGUUCCAUCAAUUCCUUUCUGCUGCUGAAAUAAUUCUUCAUAGCUUUCUCUUUUACUUCCUUUUUGACUCUUUAAUUUUUCCUCUUUUAUUUCAUUCUUUUCCUUUUUUUUCUUUUCUUUUUCUUUUCUUUUUCAUUUCUCGUUUUGGUCUUCUUUUAUGUUCUACUUCCUUCCACCUUUAUUUUUUUUUCUUUUCAUUCUUUCAUUUUUCUUUUGCUUCUUCAUUUUCUACCGUUUCUUCUUUUUCUCUAAAUUUAUCUCCUGUCUUUUUCUUUCCCUUUUUUUCCUUCUUUUCUCAUUUAUUUUUUACUUGCUUCCUUUCUGUUAUUCUUCCUUUCAUAUUUCUUUGGCGGGCUUUUUAUUCCUUAUUUUUCUUUCAUUUCUUCAUUUUCCCCUUUAUUUCUAUGUUUUCUCUUAUUUUUUCAUUUUCUCUGUGGAUUAAGAUUUUGCUAUAUUAUUUCCUAUUUUUCUUCAUUUCUUAUACUUCCUUUUCUCUUUUAUUCCUUUCUUUUUUUUCUUUCUUUCGCUACUGCAUUAUUCUUUUUUCUUUGCAUAUUAAUUAUUUUCAUAUUUUUCAUUCUCUUCAUACAUUGAAUGCAUUACCAAAUUUCAAUAAACAAUAUUCGUUCCUUGUCUUUCUAACUGCUUGUGAUGAUACCUCUGUUUGGAACUUAAAAACAGUUAUUAAGUGUCCCUGUCAAGAGAGAAACUCCUUCCUUAAACUCCUUUCCGUUUUCCUCUUCCAUUUCUUUCUUCAUUUGUUUUACAUUUUUCUUCUUUUUUAUGAUCAUUCUUUUACUUCUUCUACUCUUCAUUCAUCUUUUCUGCACUUCCUUGAUUCCCUGCGUAGGCCAGAAAAAGUGAGUCCGAUAAGGAAUCCUUGA
Messenger RNA from Acanthosepion pharaonis, 1035 nucleotides. The record is from the annotation of a GenBank genome assembly. Lineage: Eukaryota; Metazoa; Mollusca; Cephalopoda; Sepiida; Sepiidae.